This is a messenger RNA of Schistocerca nitens (vagrant locust), 1341 nucleotides long. RefSeq names its product dihydropteridine reductase (gene Dhpr). Gene Ontology annotation, cellular component: cytoplasm. The transcript is spliced from 6 exons. Gene Ontology annotation, biological process: tetrahydrobiopterin biosynthetic process; L-phenylalanine catabolic process. Gene Ontology annotation, molecular function: NADPH binding; 6,7-dihydropteridine reductase activity; NADH binding. The record is from RefSeq and is a predicted model, not a curated record. NCBI's taxonomy places the organism in Eukaryota, Metazoa, Arthropoda, Insecta, Orthoptera, Acrididae. Bases 5 to 718 code for a protein of 237 amino acids.
AGAAAUGGCUGAAAGGAUUGGACGUGUUUUCGUUUACGGAGGAAAAGGCGCUCUUGGCGCGGCUUGUGUUCAACAUUUUAAAGCUCAAAAAUGGUGGGUUGGAUCAAUUGACCUGAAAGAAAAUGAACAAGCUGAUGCCAACAUUCUUGUGAAACCUGAAGAAUCUUGGAUUGAGCAGGAAGUGUAUGUUAUCAAACAGAUUGGUUCUCUCUUAAAUGGUGAGAAAAUUGAUGCUGUAAUUUGUGUUGCUGGAGGAUGGGCUGGUGGAAAUGCAGCCUCGCCAGAGUUUAUAAAGAAUGCGGAUUUGAUGUGGCGGCAAAGUGUGUGGAGUUCUACAAUUGCAGCAUCUGUAGCUGCUAAAUACUUGAAAGAAGGUGGUAUGAUAACUCUGCCUGGAGCUAAGCCAGCUUUAGGCGCAACCGCAGGGAUGAUUGGAUAUGGAAUGGCUAAAGCUGCUGUUCAUCAACUGACAAAAUCAUUAGCUGCUGAAAACAGUGGACUUCCUGCAAAUUCUUUGGCAGUUGCAAUACUUCCAGUUACCCUUGAUACUCCAAUGAAUCGGAAGUGGAUGCCCAAAGCUGAUUUCUCAACAUGGACUCCCUUAGAAUUUGUUGCAGGGAUGUUCUAUCGCUGGGCAUGUGGUGAAGAAAGGCCAGAAAAUGGAAGCCUCAUUCAGCUUGUCACCAAGAAUUUCAAAACUGAUUUACAGACUGUCUGAAUGAUAAUUACACAUUUACAAAUGGGUCCAACAUAAGAAGAAUCUCAGAUACAAUUUUCUGUCUUAGGGUUUAUUGCUUCAAACAUGCUUGGUAUUUACUUUUGAUAGUUGCUGUAUUCGUUUGAAAAGUGUUUUUAAAUAAAACUUCAAUCCUGUUCUAUGUAUCCCAUCAGGUGGCAAUACAAUUGUAAAAUCACAGUAGGGAUGGUGAAUAAGUUCGAGUAGAUGCUGUUGUGGAAAAAAGUUUUGUGCUUAGCUUCUUGUUAUGCUGUUCAAUUACUAUUUGUUGUGUGUAUCACCCUUAUAAACUGAAGUAAAAUUGUAGGAAAGAAAUUAAAAUUCCAACUAUGUUGAAGAUAAAUUACAUUAGUACUGGUGCUUUAGUCUUGCAGUGUCUCAUUUAAAAGUCACCACCUGAACUGUGGGUGAAGAUAUUUCUGCUUAAUAGUAACUUGUGAAAUAUGAUAAAUUUGUCACAGCAGAUUCCAGUUGAGAAAAAUAAAUUAAUUAAAAACAAGAGAUUUCUGUGAUAUUGCCUACUGUAUUUGAAAUAUUUAUUAGCUGUAAAAUUGAUUUCACUUCAAUCGAGAAGCAAAGGAAAAUAAGUUUUUUUUUUUAACUUG